Molecule: messenger RNA, 4057 nt
Organism: Solenopsis invicta (red fire ant)
Lineage: Eukaryota; Metazoa; Arthropoda; Insecta; Hymenoptera; Formicidae
Exons: 12
Coding region: 358-2934 (858 amino acids)
Cellular component (GO): nucleus
Source: RefSeq, a predicted model, not a curated record
ACUGCGUCGCCACUGUUCCGCGUGCCGACGGAUGCCGACAUUUUGGAGUCGUCGUGGUUGCUCAGCGAACGCGGGCGGACGUCUCGUUUUCUUCGGCAUUGCACGAGUUUCUUUUUUUUCGAAGAAGAGUUUGUGAUAUCGAGGUCGACCGAGAGAAGUGUACCGUCGAGCGGAUCGAGCGAGGGCCGAGCACGUGAUACGCGUACGUACGAACGUGCCGAGAGCUUGACGAUUUGCGUCGCAACGAGGAAACGGUGGCUGGGACUUCGGCGGCUCGGUCAGGAGACCUCCGACGCUGUAUCCACUACAGCCCCUUUCUCUUUCUCUCUCUGUCUCGUUCAUCGAUAAGUUGCAACCAUGAGCUAUGGUUACAACAAAUACAGUUCCACCAUGAGUUCUCGCGGUCGCGGAUUUAGUUCUCGCGGAGGGGGUUCUUAUAGGGGUCGAGGUGGUGGCGGAGGAAACGAAUGGAAUGGUUCGGCAGGAGGGAAUAUGUCCGGCAGAGGUGGAUAUUCAUCUUCCAGAGGGGGCAGAUUUAAAUAUUCAACGACAAGCUAUGAUUCCAGGUCGAAAUAUAAUUCAGGGUCGGAGAGGUAUUCGAGCAGAGGUGGUCGUGGAGAACACUCUAACAAUUAUAAAAGACCUCGUGAUUCAUACUCUGCUAGAGAUGAUCAUCGAUCGUCCAGUGACUCGGCGCGUAAAAGAAUGAGAAGCGAUUCGUAUCAGGGUGGAGGUAGCGGUAGCGGUUCACAGAGGUAUUCGUCGUACGGUUCAUCUGCAUCGGCGCCCUAUGACGAUAAUAAGGGAUCGUCAUCAUCCGCCGUAUACGAGGACAAGAGACAGAGCGAGCGCGCGUCAUCGUACCACCGUUCCGAGGAUCGUCAUUCCGCUUCGCGAAGCUAUGCGCCCCCGCCGCCCCCUCGGAUUAGCGAAAUGGCACCGCCACCGACUCAGAGAUACACCUCGAGUCGCGGAAGAAUAUCGCAUCAGAGCUCGAAUUACCGAGGCCGCAUUUCGACUCGCGGCACUGGCGGUAGAGGUGGUGCAUUUCAUCGUGUGAGCUCUCGAUCGGACAUCCUCAUGGCUCGCAAGCGUACUCUGCACUCGCUCGACUAUCGUCGAAAGCUGCUAGGCUCACGCUCGCGCGACUACAUCCAGCGUGUGCGCAUGACUACUACCAAACUACGCAGGAGUAGCGGUACUACUAGGCUACCCGGAAGUAAAAAGGACUCGGGAUCCGGGACCAACGUGAAGGACAAGGAUAGAGAGAUGGCCAAAGCCAUUAGUGCAGAAUUUUCCGAUGAUGAUGACGAGGAAGAUGAUAAUAAGAGUAAUUGGGACGACGAAGAAAAGCCGCACGAGCGCGAUGAAGAAGAGGAUAUGGAAGAGGAAGAGGAGAAAAAGAAAAAAGAAGAUAAACGUAAAAAAGAAAAACAAGACAGAGAAAGACAGCAUACCGAAGAUGAGGAAGAGAAGGAUGAUGAUAUUAAAGAAGAUGAUAAUCAGAAGCGAGAAGAAGAUGAAGAUGACGAUAAUGAUGAUGAAGAACAUGACGACAAUGAGAAAGCAGAACGUGAUAGAAACGCAGAUUCUGCGGAAGAAUUGCCGAGUAGACGAGACGGUAGAAAAUUCAUAAAAUUGAAAUGCCCGCAUUGUGCCCAUCACAGCGUUACGUUCAAGGAAUAUUCGCUUCAUCUAUUCUCUGGUCGUCAUAGUGCAGCGAUGAAACGUAUCGCGGCUCGACAUAAGGUUACUCUUACGCGUAUGCGAGUUGUUCAACGACAAGAGCAGAGACGUAUCGAGGCUCGUGACGCAGCACGCGGCACGCUACCCUCACGCACCAUGUUUUGUGCCAUUUGCAAGUUAAACUAUCGUUCCUUAAAAGCUGCUCAUCAAUUGUCGGAAUCUCAUCGUCAAAUGAAACGAUUCCUCACACCAUUCUGUCGUGUUUGUCGGAUCCAAUUUCGUUCUCCAAUGUUCUUUGAGACACAUAUGUGUUCUCUAGAGCAUAUCAAGAGAAAGAGUAUAUUGAGAGAAAGGAUGAAUGCUAAUGGAAGCGGCGAAGCAGAAGCGGAUUCGAGCGCAGCGGAGGAAGAUGAUAAGGAAGUUAAUCUUGAUAAUUUUAUGACUUUGGAUUCUGUAGGUGAUGUAGAUGCAAUGUUUACAGAGGACGAAGAGUCUAAUGACAAGAAGAAAGACAAGGCUGAGGGUGAAAGUUCGAGCGAAGCGGAGAAGAAAUCGAAAAACAAACAAACGAUAAAAGUUGGUGCGGAAUACAUAAAACGUGUCGAGGUACAAUACUGCGAGUUGUGCAAAGUAUAUUUGCCACGCAGCGAAAAUACAGAGCGGGCGAUCUCUUUACAUUGUUCUACUCGCAGUCAUCUUAAACGGUACGUGCGAGACAAUGACGACAAGGCGCUUAGACGUCAAGCGGAAAGAAUACAUCUGCAAUCGUCAUCUUCGACGAAUGUGAAUUCUAGCAAUUCCACUGCGAUUAACAAUACAUCGGACAACGCGAAGACUUCUCCUGUCAAUUCCGAGCCACAAGUAUCUGCUACACCAGUGUCUACCGCGGCUGAUAACAAUGGCGUUUGCGGCACAGAGUAUAUUAAAAUCGAUGAGGAAAAAUCCAAUAGCUUAGAAUCAGAGAAAAAUGCAAAAGACAGUAAGAAUAAUCAGGUGGAUGAGGAUGAUGAUGAUUACCGUGCGCACGGUAGCGAUAAAAUAAUUUGGGAUGACGUCGACAAAGAUUUAGGUGACAUUUUAAGAGAAAGCGAGGCGGGAGCAUCAAAAUCGAGUGACGAUGAGGAUUCGCGUUACGAUCGUUUUCGCAAUUCAGACAAAAAACAACCUGGAAAAGAAAAAGAAAACGAGAAGAACGAAAUUCUUGAAGAUAAGAGCGGUAAUAACAAAAUUAAAGAUGUAAAAAAUUAAUUUUAAAAAGAUGAAUAUCUUGUAUUAUCAAGAUUCAUCUUUUAUUGUAUAAUUCAAUUUAUUUGAUUUAUUUCGUAUUUUUUCUGUUUUAUUUUCUUCUAAAUACAUCCCGUUCUAUCAACUUUAUAGGAUCUUGCAAAUAUAUAUUGUCUCGAAAUAUUUUUUGUUCAAUUGUAAACAAAAAUAAUUUUUGUGCGUACGAUACGUGCGAAAUAUUUAUUACAUAUUUCAUUGUUCAUCUUGUGUUCUCUGGUGAAAAUGUGUCAAUUAUAAUGUAUCUGAGAUUGCAUUCGGAGAAUACGUUACUGGUAUUGUGUCAUUUUAUCUGUAUCAUUCAUUCUUAGUUAUUAGUUUCCAUUUAGUUUUUUAACAUGCUACGAUCGUACCAUUCUUCAAUCUGGAUACAAAAUGAUUUGAAAGAACUUCAGUUUUUUUUCUUUUCGUAAUUUAUGCCAAAUAUAACUAUUGGAUAUAAUUUUCUUCAAUUUAGCUUUACAGAAUUGAAAACCUUUACACAAGAAUAAAAUUCAAAAUACUUAAAAAAAAUUACUAACGUAAUUUAAAAAAAAUUUUUUUUCUUAAGCUUGAGUAUUUUGAGAUUUAAACAUGUAAAAGAGUUUUCAAUUCUAUAAAUCUAAUUUAAUGAAAAUUCGAAUCUGUGGCGUCGGUAAUUCUGUCACUUCAGCAUCCCUUUAACUAUGGAAAAACUGGCAUCGAAACGCGAGAUCGAACUCUACACACUUGGAUCAUGUAGCGUAUGAAGUCACGUGUUGCUUUCUUAACAUCAGCCAUUAAACAAGGAUAAAAUGAUGCAAUAUCGUUCAUAAUGUGCUUCUCAAAUGUAUCUCGAGUUUUACAAUUUUCAAUUUGUGUAAUUAUAUUUUAACUAUUUUUACUUUACCAUUGAUACUUUAUCAUUGAUAUGAUCAUAUGUCGAGGGGCUAUCAGUAACAUUGUCCAAAUCUAGUUAUACAUAUAUGCAAUACAUGAAUUAAAUAUACUAUUUUCAGUUAUUAGCAAGAAGGAAAACGUGUGCGUCUGAUUAAUGUGUGCAUCUUAUGUAAGCACAAUUUAACUAUACGUUACUGAUCGUAAUAAAUUCUGCACUCUCUAGGAUCAAUUA